ACGAAGUGAGCAGUGUCCAAUCCUCACUCAUACUGAGCCCCUCACAGCCCAGUAGAUAGAUACCUCUAUGUGAUUGAAUUGGUUCAUCUGGGACGUAAUGACACCACAAUGCCACUAAAAUAGCCUCAUCGGACGCCAUACAUCCAAUUUGACCUUAAAGUUGUCCUGCUUGCUCUACCUGGAAUUUACACGCCUCCCUCGUGUUAUGGGAGCGAGACGGACACGGGGGGCUCUGGAGCGUCCACGGAGGGCUGUCAACGUCAAUGUCCGGGAGAAACAAACCCUCCGUAGCGGCUCUCUGACGAGCUAAUUGUGGAUGUCUUAGGCCAGGGUCAACCUAAAUUUGAACCAUGCCUGGAAAACUAAAAGCCAAAAUCGUGGCUGGCCGCCACUUGCCUGUCAUGGACAGAGCCAGUGAGCUUACGGAUGCCUUUGUAGAGGUCAAGUUUGGAAACAUAACAUUCAAAACAGAUGUCUGCCCCAAAUCCCUCAAUCCGCAGUGGAACUCGGAAUGGUUCAAAUUUGAGGUUGAUGAUACGGAGUUGCAGGAUGAGCCGCUGCAGAUCACAGUGUUGGACCACGACACAUACAGUGCAAACGACGCCAUCGGAAAGGUUUACAUUGACAUUGACCCGCUGCUGUGCAGUGAGGCCGCUUCUGUCAUCUCAGGCUGGUUUCCUAUCUACGACACCAUCCACGGUAUCCGUGGGGAGAUUAAUGUCCUGAUCAAAGUGGAGCUCUUCAAUGACUUGAACCGCUUCAGACAAUCCUCCUGUGGAGUCAAGUUCUUCUGCACCACCUCUAUACCGCGUUAUUACCGGGCAGUGAUGGUCCAUGGCUUUGUGGAAGAGCUUGUGGUGAACGAAGACCCCGAAUAUCAGUGGAUUGACCGCAUUAGAACACCUCGAGCGUCUAACGAAGCUCGUCAGAGACUCAUUUCACUCAUGUCCGGGGAACUGCAGAGGAAGAUAGGUCUCAAAGUGCUCGAGAUGGGCGGGAAUGCAGUGGUGGGCUAUUUGCAGUGUUUUGACCUGGAGGGUGAGUCGGGCCUGGUGGUACGGGCCAUAGGUACCGCUUGCACUCUGGAAAAAGUCUCCGCUGGAGGUGCGCCCACCACUGCCACCGCCAUCACACACACGCACCCAAGCACAGCUCCCACCUCCAAUGCCUGUAAUUCCCCUUCUAAGGACGGAAAGGAGCCGGUUUUUGGUGAGGAUCUCCCCUCGUCUUCCGGCCCGCCCACCCCUUUCAGAGCUCUUCCCACCUCCCCUUUCUCUCCUUCCCCUUUCUGUCCUCCCCAAGCCAGUCGCCAGUCCUCAUCAUCAGACACAGACCUCAGUUUGACGCCCAAGACGGAGGAGCCCCUGCCCAUGAGGCUCAGGCCAGGCAUUUUCCUCUGCCCCAGCUCCCCUGUCCUCUCCACGUCUUUCUCUAGCUCAGCGUGCGGGGGUGCUUCAGGGUCCUCCCCGAGAAACACCAUCCUGCCCCCUCCCUCGUCCACCCACUCUGACUCUGCCUUGCUGAGAAAGAGUGUGUCCUUCACGGAGGACUUUCUGCUGGCGGCCUCUGGAAUGGGCAGCGGGGGCAGUGCCGGCAAAGAGGCGGGACCCCUAAAGACGCUGCUCAGACAGCAGACGCAGACGGCUCUGGAGCAGAGGGGAGCGUCCUGCUCUGGGUUGUAUUUAAACGCCAGGGAGUUCCCGUUCUUCACAUUGACAUCUUUCCCAACGGCCUUUCUGGUUCACGUUGGUGGAGUCGUUAGCGCUCGCUCGGUCAAACUGCUGGAUCGCAUACACAACCCUGCCUUGGGUAACACGCGCUCAUACAAACUGCUAGACUGGAAUAGUGUCACGGCAGAUGAGCCAGAGACCCGCGAUGCCUGGUGGGAGGAGAUUCGGCAGGAAAUAAAGUCUCAUGCCAAAGCUCUUGGUUGCCAUGCCGUCGUGGGAUACAGUGAGAGCACCAGUAUUUGUGAGGAGGUGUGCAUCCUGUCAGCAUCUGGUACCGCAGCCAUCUUAAAUCCUCGCUACAUGCGCGAAGGCUGUUUAGAUGCUUCAAGCGCGGAGCACAGGUUUGAUGAGUCAUCUCCCUCGGGUUGCAGCUUCUGCCACAUACCAUACGAUGAGUUCAACAUGCCUUUUCCUGCCCAGCUCACCUACUGCUACAUCUGCAGACGACAAAAGGUCCCCGAUGUUUUAUUCACAACUAUAGACCUUCCAUCAGAAGCAGCCAUCACGGGGAAAGGUUGUCUCAUUCAAGCAAGACUAUGCCGUUUGAAGAAGCGAGCCCAAGGGGAGGUGAACGCAACAGCCAUCUCCAACCUUCUUCCUUUUAUGGAAUAUGAACUUCACACACAGUUGAUGAACAAGCUGAAGCUGCACAGCAUGAACGCUCUGUUUGGGCUUCACAUACAGAUCAGCGUUGGCGAGAACAUGUUGCUGGGUCUGGCUUCUGCCACAGGAGUAUACCUGACCGCCCUUCCUGCACCCGGAGGAAUCCAGAUCGCAGGGAAGACUCCGGUUGACCUGAGCAACGAGCAACACAUGUUGACCAUACAAAAGAGGAUCAACGACACGAUCGCCAAGAACAAAGAGCUAUAUCAGAUUACCCCACCGGAUCUCACAGAAGAAAUAGUGGGAUCUCCCAUCCCAGAGCCCAGACAAAGAACCAGGCUUUUCCGGUCCCACUCAGAAAGUUCCGAUGAGCUAUCAGAAUUGGACCUCUCUCACGGCAAAAAGGAUGCUUUUGUUCUGGAGAUUGAUGACACCGAUGCUGUGGAAGAUAUUCAUUCCCUACUCACUGAUGCCUCACCUCCAAUGGGGUUCCACAGCUGCAACACUGAGAUCAUGCCUGGGAUUUACAACUGGACAUCGGGAAUACAGAUGUUUACAUCAGUCAGGGUGUUAAGGUUGAGUAAUGCCAAUCUCACGAAUCAAGGCUUGAAUAAGAUCUUCACUGACAUGUGUGAGAACCUGCUGAAGAGUUUAUACUUUAAGUUGCGCUCGAUGAUCCCCUGCUGUAUUUGUCAUCUCAACUUCACCGUAGCAGUACCAGAAGAAGAACUCAUACAGGUUGCAGUGACAGCGGUUGCAAUGACCUUCGACAAAGACCAAGCCCAGGAAAAGCCAGUGGAAAAGCCUGUUGCCAAAGGGUGCAGUGAGACUGAAGAGCAGCUGCAGUUCCCCUUGGAGCUCUGUGCUGACUCCCCAUCCACCAACGCUCAGCUGCCAUCCAAAACCUCAGGUACAGUCUCAUUACUCACGCCUGCUGCAAAACUCUGCCAAAAUCAGCUGGUUAUUGUGCACCCGGAAGGUGUCCCAGCAAGUACCGCUGUGUCGUCCAGAGCUGCCUCCGUUGAUUACGGUUCCUUUGCAGACAGAUGCAGCACCUGGCUAGAGCUGCUUAGGCUGAAAGCUCACACCAUAAGACGAGGAUCAGUUAAGACAAUCUCAUCUUUGGAGCGCUCCAGCCCCUUGACCGAAAGCCGCUUCCGCUCACUGCGCUCGAACCGCUGCUCAUUCGGAGGAAGCUCAGUCACAGUUGUGAAGAUGACACCGCUUUCCUUUCUCCCUGGCACACGUGUGGUAAAAUAUUUGGGCAUCAUCAACAUGUUUUUCAUUCGAGAGACCACUUCUUUACGAGAGGAAGGUGGCGUGAGCGGCUUCCUCCAUUCAUUCAUAGCAGAGGUGUUUGCCAUGGUUCGUGCCCACGUCGCAGCUCUCGGAGGGAAUGCUGUGGUAUCAUACAGUAUGAAGGAGUGUGUAUUAAUGGAAAAUCCCAAUAAGAACCAGGCUCAGUGUCUCAUCAAUGUGAGUGGCGAUGCUGUCAUCUGUGUGAGGGAUUCGGAUCAGGAGCCUGCGUCCUCAGCUGCAAACCUUAUACAAGCGGGCACAGGCGGAAUAGAAGGCACUACAUGACACCAGCCCUCACACGAAAACACAGUCUAGCCGUCCAAAUGGGAGCAAACUACAUCUGCCUUAACGUUGUCAAAUAUCCCAAAGUCCAGAAGCAGGUCAUAAUAAGCAACGCAUACGCACAAAAGGAAGAUACAAAUGCUGAUAUUAAUUUUUAUCAUGUGAGUUUUUCCACGACGAUUGCUUGAAACAACAGCCAAAGAAACGCCUGAUGUUGACCUGCUUGAACUGCUGUUCCUCUCAAGUGUCAAACUACUGCACUCAUGCAUCAUUCAUGUGUUGAUACCAGCUAUUACUACUUUAUUAAUCCAUUCAUCUUAAGCGGGAUACACUCGCACCAACUUUAAACACCUGAUUUUGAAAAAGUGAAAGACAUUACAAGGAAAUGUCAGUUUUCCUCGGUGUUUUCACUCUCAGAAUAUGCAGUACAGAAUAACCGCUCAGGAAAAGUUCUUUGAGACAGGUGGUACUACGACCUUUGAUUUUGUGAAAGAAAAAAACAAAAGGUAAAAUUUAACCAAAUCUAACCCAACUGUUAGCAUCCAUGUACCGUGCUUCAGUCACUGGCCCAAACGACUACAAUAUGUCUAAUAUUCCCCUUCAGUGUCGUUAACUGCAGACAUUUCAAAGGGGAUAUUAUAAAGCGACAGUCAUCAGCGUAAACAAAUUUGCCAAGUCCAUUUUGUAUUGUCUUCAUUAAAGCAGGAAUAGCACAGCAUUAUUUGAAGUAUCACCAACUAUUUCUUGAGUGUCAAACAACCAGGCCAUAGCCACGUUCCGUCCUAUUUGCUGUGCUUUAUUUGUUUCACAGUUUUGGUUUCAACACAAAUGGGGAAAAAUAUUAAAAGUAACAAUGGCUUCUUUAAGGUCGAAUUCUUUGCUCAUUUUGCAUCGCCGCCAUUUUGGUGUUUAGUUGGAGUCCUAAUCCUGCUACUGAUUUUGGUCUAUGUGUUGUUGAUUCAUGAUGUUCAAGACUGGAAAUAAUUGUUUUUUUUUUAUUUUUAUUUUUUUUAUUAUUACUAUGGGCUGUAAAUAUGCUUUCUGGUCGUUUUUUCUUGUAAGUGCAAUAAAUGCUUGUCUGAAAUUGGUGGUACUAUAAAUCAGCUCGUUGUCAACUUGUCACAGGCAGGUUGUAAACCAUUUCCUGUGUUUGUGUUAAAACUUUAAUAUGCUAGAAGCAUGCAGACCAAAUUUUUACGCCAUGAAGUUGCUUGCUUGCCUGGUUAAAACUUGCACAAUAAAGUUAGUAGAACCUAAACAUGUCUUUGCUGUCAUCUAUAAUAAUGAUAAUAGGGAAGGGGAAAUGCUUUAUAUGUCAGAAUUCUAGUGCAAUUUAGUUUCUUUGGGUUGUUGGGAUUUGGACAAAAAAAUAGAAGUCAUCUUUUUCACCAAGUUUUAAUUCUACAAGGGUGACGGAGCCAUUAAUGGCUGUUCUCAUUUCAUAAAAUAUUGCAAAUAGAAAUUAAUAGGACAAAAUGUGAAAUAUUUUUGGGUUCAUUGACAUAAUGAUUGAGCCCAUUGAUUUUUGCGAUCCGCAUGAGGACCGUUUAAAGUGGA
Corythoichthys intestinalis (scribbled pipefish) is the source of this 5471-nucleotide messenger RNA. It is a transcript of the gene c2cd5, whose product is annotated as C2 calcium dependent domain containing 5. Gene Ontology annotation, molecular function: calcium-dependent phospholipid binding; calcium ion binding. NCBI's taxonomy places the organism in Eukaryota, Metazoa, Chordata, Actinopteri, Syngnathiformes, Syngnathidae. Gene Ontology annotation, biological process: positive regulation of protein targeting to membrane; positive regulation of D-glucose transmembrane transport; protein localization to plasma membrane. The transcript is spliced from 32 exons. Bases 351 to 3917 code for a protein of 1188 amino acids. The record is from RefSeq and is a predicted model, not a curated record. Gene Ontology annotation, cellular component: plasma membrane.